GCAGGCAAUAACACUAGCCCUGAGACCACGUGGAUUUUGUUUUGCGCGCGAAUACAUAUGACACAGACGUAGAAUGAUGAGUUCUGCGCAUGAAUUGUGAGUCGGUGUUAGCAUGAAACGGCGGUGAAAUUUGUUGGAUUUUAAACUGGUUUAAUGUUCAGUUGAGGAGUUCGUCAUUUUACUGAGGUAUACAGAUGGGUAUGAAGUAUGUCCGAACCACGACGGAUAGCCUUUCAAACUGAUGAAAAUUUUACGAAGGAGAAAACAAAAGAAUUGCUACCAACCAUACGAUUUUGCCUAUCGCUUGGUGAGACCACCGACAAAUCAUGCCCGGAAUACAACUAUACAGACUUGGUGAAAUCAGCUCGGCCAGAGAAUCGAGAAACUAAUAUGGUGGGUGAUCCGUAUGAAGAAGAUGAAGAUAAAUUGAUGGAAAUUGCUAGAAAGUUUGAAGAGAAAUAUGGUCCUAAAGUUGGAAGAAAAAAGGAGAACUUUGGAAAGUGGGAAGAUUAUGUAGAUAGAGGCAUGGGGUAUGAUGAAACUGAUCCUUUCAUAGACAACGAUCAAGCAUACGAUGAGCUUGUUCCAUCAACCUUGACAACACAGUAUGGAGGAUUUUACAUUAAUACUGGGAACUUGGACUUCAAAGUGGUUACGGAUUCUGACUCUGAAGGCAAUCAGAGUGAACAUAAAGUUAACAAAAGAAGGAGAAAACGGCAUAAAGAUACAAUAACGAAAGAUAACAAGAAGCGAGCUAAAUUAAUAAAAGACAGUGGAGAUGGUUCACUGAAAAAAGCAAAGAAACAUUUGAGUGCCUUAGAAAAACAGAAACGAAAGAGUCAGCCUACAGUUGCUGAAUUGAUACAGCAGUAUAAAUCACAAAAUGUACAACAGGAAUGUCAAGAAGUCAAUGAGGAAUCUCCUGUUGCUGUAUCACUUAACAUGGAUGUUGCUCUUGAUGCUGAAGAGAAUGUCAAGAUUGAAGAUGCAAUUGAAUCUGUGAUAAAGGCUGCAAGAGAGGAAGAUGCCAGUAGUGGGAAGGUGAUUUCUACCACAGCUAGUAGUGAUAGUGAGGAAUUGAGACAAGCUUUAGAUUCCAUUGAUGCACCUAAGUUGCCUGAAAAUCUUCCUUCUGAUCUGGAUGAGUUAUUAACUAAUAUCAAACAGGCUGCAUAUUUGUCUGGAGAAGGAAAAUGCAAAUUUUUCUCUGGAGAUGUAAACAUUAUGCUUCUAAACAUAGAGCUGAAGUCCAGAAAACUAACAUCUAGUCAACGUUCUAUGAUAUAUGCUCACCUGGCUUCUCAUCUUCCUUGUACCAAAGAAACCCUUCAAAAACGUGCCAAAAAACUGGUCAUAGGCCAAGAAGAUGGAAAACUCAGAAUUCCAAUGCAGCAACUAAAGGAUGCAAUCAGUGAGGUAAUGCCUCAGAUGGAAGCAAAAUAUGCAAUCCACUGCCAACAAUUAGGUGUAGCAGAGAAUGAUGAAAAGGAAACUGAUUCUUUAUCAGACACUGACAGUGAAAAAUACCAGAGUCUUGAUGAAGAAGAAAAGAAAACAAGCCCUUUACCAAGGAAAAAAUUUGAGUGGAAUGACCAUAUAAGGGAGCUGCUCUGUGAUGCUGUAAGAAUAAAACUUAAAUGUUAUGAAGUAUCUAAAAUGAGAACCCAGUCAGCUGAAGAUUACUUAAGAUUGUUUUUAAAAAUGGAAGUUAAGAGACUGUGGCCUCCUGGGUGGAUGCAAACACGGAUUCUGUUCAAGGAGAGCAGCAGUGUUCACUCUUAUCUCACAAGUAGAUCAAGGAAGUUAAUUGCUUGUAAGAAAUUUCCAACACCAGAAAGUGUCGGUGUGUUGCCUUCAAGUACUGGAAAGCUAGCAUUUCAUUGUGGAAGUGAUCUUGGUCUGCAAGAAGUUGUGUAUUUAGGUCCAUUUCAUACUGGAAUUGGGACAGUCAAUUCUGAAGUUUUGUGCUCAUCAGCAGGUGACAACAAAGUGGGAUUAGAAUCUGAGAAAAGUGUAGCUAACCCUGUAGCUUUGUCUGAAAACUUAAUAAACCCAAGAACCUCAUCAGCAAUUUCCUCUUCUCAUCACCAACCACUUGUGUCUACUUGUGAAAAGCCAGUACUAGCUACCUCCGAGCGUUCUACAUCCAGUGCUUUUGAUGUAAGAAGUACCAGUUCUUUGCCUUGUAAGCAGCAACUUAUGGCUAGCCAACUGUUGGUAGAAGCUACAAAUAUUAAGUCACUCCCUGAUAUUGAAACUAAGACAACCAUUUCUUGUACAAGUACAAAAAUUCCAAAGACACAGAGUAAUGUGAAUGUUUAUCAAAUGGCCCAGAAAGCUUUGUUAAAUGAUAAUGUAACAUUAGGUAAAGAUAUUACUGUUCAGCUUCUUCCUUUAGACACUCCAUCCACAAAGGUUACUAAUAGUGGUCAAAAGAGGAAACCAGAUAUUAAUAAACCCCAGGUUAUUUCUGGUAGUGAGUUUCACACUGUUCCAUCUAAUAAUGAAUCUCUUUCUUCUCCCAAGAAGGAACAAUCAACAUCCUUCCAAACAAAUGUUAUAAAGUUUACUGAUGCAGCAACAAAAGUUUUACAGAAAAGCACAUCUCAAAAUUCAAUGGCUUCAGACAUCCUAAGCCAUAUUAUCUGUGCUAGACUUGCCGAUUUUCCUAAUACCAACACAGCUUCAACUAAUAUCAGACAGUUAACUCAAAUGGUAGACAAUGUACAGGUUCCUAAUCCACCAGUAGUUUCACAUCCUUCAUCAGCACAACUUGGGCAUAAUUUAAUUUUAAAGCAAUCUGGGCAAUCAUGUUCUGAAAUUCCCCAGUCUUUGUCUAUGCAAAGUAGUGGUUUGACUGGCAAUACUAAUAAUGUUAGCUUACUGAAAUCUUCUGUGAAAACUUUUUUACCUCAGCUGGAUGCCAUGUCCACUGAAAUGAAGAACAAGUUGCAAAUUGUAUCAGUUUCUCAAAAGCAGUUUCGAAAAGAACAUGGAUCUGUCAACAGACAACAAGAAAUUAAUGCCUCUAAAGAUGUAAAACAACCUGAGGCUCCAGAUGUUGGUUGUAUGAGCUCUUUGAUUAACCAGCUUACUGGAAUUGAAAAAGAGGAAAGUGAAAGGUUGGCAAUGUCAAACCAAGCAUUUGGGUUUUUAGAAGUUUUCAAAAAGUCUUUGGAAAGUGGUAGUGUCAGUAAACAUAUUCCAACUACUAUACAACCAAGUGCCAGUUCUGGAUCGUCAGUACAUUUUAAUACUCGAAAACAAGCAUGCAACUGGCCUACAAGACCAGUGAGCUCUACCCCUAAAAGUACAAGUAAGACUGAUGCUUCCUCACAAAAAAGUGUCAAUAUUUGUACUAAUCAGUCAUCAUUUGUACUACCACAAUUGUCUUCACAGAACAUUAUGGCAAAACUGAUUGAUAAUACUAUAGUAGAAAGUUUAAAAACUGAUAAAAAGCCAGUGUUCACAUCAGGAAUUACUUCAGGUACUUAUGAAAAAGUUCACAAUCUUGGUUCUAAAAAGCCACCCACAACGGAGUUUAUUUUUGAGGGAAUGAAAGGUUUUCCUAUUCCUUUACCAUCUGUGAGUACAACUACGUUACUUCAGCCUGCUACACAAACAAGCUCUGUGUUGUCUAAAGGUUGUGUUGCAUUGUCAGAACCAGUUAUUAAAGAACACAGGAAACCUGAUUUUGCAACAAAGAGAUCUGUGAAAAGAGGCAAUAUAUCAUCUAAUCAGCAAGAUGUUUCGCAACAGCUUGUAGCAGACCAAGCAAGACCAGCAGUUCCUCAGACAGGAAGAUCCAGUAACAGGAAUAAUAUGAAUUUCAAACUUCAUGGACAGAAAGAAACAGUUACAGUAGCUGGAGGUCAUCAAGGUCACUAUCAAACUUUAUCUUCCUCCGUAAACAGUAAUCCUGUGAGUUACCAGACAGUAAUUGUAACAACCUCUGUUGACCUGCAACAUCAAACUGAACCCUUGACCAUUGGUCUCCCUUCACAGAAUUCUGACUUGUUCACAGUACAUGUUACUAGUCACUUGAAUACGCAUUGUAAUACUGAAGAACAAGCAACCUCAGUAAGUGGACCUGGAAAUGAGCAACAACAGAUUAUUUCUGGAAGUUCAGCAGUGGUAUCAGAUGUUAGUGUAAUGAAGCCUCAAACCAGUAAUAUAGCUAGCCCUCAAGUUACUACUCAGUAAGAUGACUAUCUCCAUCAAGUUCUGUUAUGUAAAUACAAACAUGUAACAUAGAUGUAUUAAAGAAAAAUGAUGUGAUUCAGUAUUCAAGUUAGAUAAUGUUUGGGAACCUCAGACAUUAUGGUGUUUCUAAUAACAGUUCCAUGUACAGGCAAUAUGAGUGAAGUAAGUUUUUUUUUCUACUCACUAAACAGCAGUUUUUGUUUGUUUUUUUAAUUUCAGAUGCUUAUUGCAUAUUUCUAGUAAAGAAACACCCAAGUUGUAGCUGCGAAUAUUUAUUUUUUACAAAAUAUUGUACAUACUUGUAGCUUUGAUAAUUAAAAAAUGAAUUGAAUGUGUAAAAAUGUAAGGGUAUGGUUAAUACUAAAGUUUCAUCUUAAUAUGUAAUUUAAAUGUAGAGAUCAAAGAACAUGUCAGAGAAAAUUCUGAAAUCAAAUAUAUAUAUAUACACACACAUACACAUACAUUUUGAAAGCUGUGAUUGGUUUUGGAAGAAAUCGUUAGAGCAUUUUUUAAUUAAUACUUUAAAAUUUGAUAAAAUUAGCUAUUUAGAGGGAACAUAAAAAAAAAAGAUAUAAAAAGUAAAAGGACAUCUUGGAAUAUUAGUAUUCUGACUAGUGCACUUGAUUUAUUGUAAUCUGAUAUGCAAAGUGUAUAUGUAUAUUUUAAUGUAUAAAAGUAAGGACACAAGUGUUACACACUUAUACAUAUCAGUACCAACUGAAAUAUGAAUAAUAAAUUAGUCUUCUUAAAGUAUCAAUAAGAAAGCUGUUUUCUCUUGUAGUUCUUUACCUUUUAUUGUGUUAGGAUAAUGCACAAACAAGAAACAAAAUAUGCUGCAGUUACUUGAAUAACAUUUGGUGCUGGUAGUAAUAAAAAAAGUUUAAAAGAUAUCUGCAAAAGUAGAAGUUUCUAGCAUUUAUCAGAUACUUUAAAACAUUUAGGUGCAGAUCUGUUUACCAGUUCACUUUUAUAAAAGUGGCUAAAUUUGGUUUGAUAUGUGUUCCAAGUCAUAACUGCCAGUCAUUCAUGCUCAGUAGCAAGCGUGACAUCAACUCUAACAUUAUGAGACAUCAGAAAAAUUAGGAUUAUAUUUUUUAGUUUUUUUUUUAUGUACUUAGGAACAGAGCAAUGUUUAAUGUGUCAAAUUAAUCGAAACUUUUUCACUUACAAAUUAAAUGGAACCUUAUAGUUUACGCUAAAUCUUGCAAAUAAUUCAUUAGAAUAACUGGUUAAGUUUAGUAAAGAAAACAUUGGUUUUAGAAAUAUUUGUUGCAUUUUGCUAACUAUAUUUUAUUAACUUGUUUUGUGUAAUGCUAUCAGUAUCAACUAAUUUAAUAAAAUUAGAUGUACCUUUUGAGAUGAAAAUGAAGAAGUGAUUUAUAAAUGUUACUUACAUUGCUUGCAUUGAUUUAAUCUAUUUGAAAAGCAUAGGAUAAAUUUUUAUAUAAAUCGAAAAGUUCAGUAAUUAAUUGUUAGCUGCCCUAUUAUCAGUAGGUUUAUAUGUAUAGUCAAAGAUGAAGAAAACAAGAAAAAAAAAGCUUGAAGGUGUACUGUGCUCUGAACUUUUCUUCAGGGUUAUCAUUAAAUACAUGGUCCUUCUGUAAUACACAGUAACAUCUGGACAUUGUUUUGUAGUAAGGAGGAUAUUUGAAUCAUUUAUAUUGUGGUUUAUUUAGUUUAUGAUAUUUGUACCUUGUUUCAUUGUCAGUUGGUACUGAAAUGUGCAUGUGAAUUGUAACUUAGUGCAUGUUCUUUCUUCAUUUCUGAAAGGAAGUUUUGGUAAAGUGUUUAAUGUUGAAGAACUUCCAAGCCAUGGUGUAUAUAUACAUACACACACAUUAAGGUUUUGAUAAGCCUUAUCUCCUCUGUAUUCACUAAUGACACAUAGUCCA
Limulus polyphemus (Atlantic horseshoe crab) is the source of this 6095-nucleotide messenger RNA. Its product is annotated as ubinuclein-1-like. Lineage: Eukaryota; Metazoa; Arthropoda; Merostomata; Xiphosura; Limulidae. Bases 208 to 4203 code for a protein of 1331 amino acids. The transcript has 15 exons. Gene Ontology annotation, cellular component: nucleus. The record is from RefSeq and is a predicted model, not a curated record.